This is a messenger RNA of Aspergillus terreus NIH2624, 531 nucleotides long. RefSeq names its product putative NUDIX domain. Gene Ontology annotation, biological process: AMP biosynthetic process; ATP biosynthetic process. The transcript has a single exon. The record is from RefSeq and is a predicted model, not a curated record. Gene Ontology annotation, molecular function: bis(5'-nucleosyl)-tetraphosphatase (asymmetrical) activity. Lineage: Eukaryota; Fungi; Ascomycota; Eurotiomycetes; Eurotiales; Aspergillaceae. Bases 1 to 531 code for a protein of 176 amino acids.
AUGACCACCCAAUACACCUCGGAGCAAUUCGUCGAAAGCUGCGGGGCAGUCUUGUUCGACUUGUCCUCCCCUCAAAAGAAGAAGGUGUGCCUGAUCCAUUACCACGCGAAGAACGAAUGGCUUCUCGCCAAGGGCCGUCGCAACUGCGGUGAAUCCCGACAUGAAGCCGCGCUGCGUGAGCUUCGCGAAGAGACAGGCUAUUCAGCCCAUCUCCAUCCAGUCACGAUGAGAACUCGUGCGCCUCCGAGGGACGAACAGGGACACAUGCCCGACAAGCCUCGCGCGUACCCGGAACUUACUGAGCCGUUCAUGGUCACCAUGCGACAGCUGGGCGGAGAAGGAACCAACGAUGUCAAGAUAAUCUGGUGGUAUAUUGCUGCGCUGGAUGAAGGGGUUUCUGGAGCUGUUGGGGAGGCCGAGGAGGAGUUUAGUGCCCUGUUUUUUCCCUUGGAGGAGGCAGUGCAGAAGCUAAGCUUCCAGAAUGAUCGGACUGUCCUCCAGAAGGCGAUUGCGUUAGUGGAUACUUGUUGA